Bufo gargarizans (Asiatic toad) is the source of this 1097-nucleotide messenger RNA. RefSeq names its product protein mono-ADP-ribosyltransferase PARP15-like. The record is from RefSeq and is a predicted model, not a curated record. Gene Ontology annotation, molecular function: NAD+ poly-ADP-ribosyltransferase activity; transcription corepressor activity. Bases 32 to 310 code for a protein of 92 amino acids. The transcript has a single exon. NCBI's taxonomy places the organism in Eukaryota, Metazoa, Chordata, Amphibia, Anura, Bufonidae. Gene Ontology annotation, biological process: negative regulation of gene expression. Gene Ontology annotation, cellular component: nucleus; cytoplasm.
CUAAUUCUUGCUUUUCCUCCUCUCAGCCGCGAUGUACGGGAAUGGAACGUACUUUGCUGUAAACGCGAUUUACUCUGCCCGCCAGUUCUCGCCACCUGAUGCCAACGGUCACAAGCAUUUGUACCUGGCCCGAGUCCUUACUGGGGUCUUCUGUGCAGGAAAGAAGGAUAUGGUGGCUCCUCCGGCCAAGAAUCCAGCCAACCCCACCGACCUGUACGACAGCGUCACCGACAACCCGGCUAACCCUUCCAUGUUCAUCAUAUUCAAUGACAUCCAGGCGUACCCCGAGUAUCACAUCACCUUCCAGUAACUGGCGGCCAUUAUACAAGUGGUUGGCAUCAUGGAGAGGCCCCAUCCUCACUGCCACAUGGAUUUCUAUGGGGUCUCACGAGUCAAAAGGUCUCUUGUUGCUUUGGCCGUGAUCUUCACCACAUUUCAUUUAGGAACUAGACGCUGCUCUUUGGGUGUUGGAACAAGAACGCUGCUUCCCGCUGUGAGCUCCACAUUUACUCCUGUCCUGCUGCCGCAUGGAUCUGCUGAGGAGCUGCUGUUGACUGAUCUUAAUAUGGCUUCACAGGCUGCUAUUGUAGAACCGCCCCACAGUCCCAGCAGGAGCCAUUUACAGAUCACUCCAUCUUCUGGAGGCUCUCGGCAGCUGCGCCGGGGGCUCCGUAGCGGGCACUGUUAAGGUGGUAUUUGCCAUGACGCACUGUUCACACCAGACGCCCUCUUGUGAGGAUUCUGGGUAUGGAGAUGAACAGAAUCCAGAAUCUGUCUACACCAGCUUGUAGACGGUCCCAUGUUUUUUGCAAGUGCUGCUGAUCUUGUUGUGAGACGUUCGGGACAGGAUUGUCUAUACAGCGGGGCAACUGAUGGCAUAGAGGGUACGGUAUAUAAAAGGCCAGACCCUGAUCCCACAGGAGGGAGAACUGUCCCCAGAGCUUACCAUCUAUGCCAGUCCUCUCAGGAUGUUACUGUCCCCGGUCCUACAUUGACACUGGACAUAGCCGCCUUGUGCCUUACAGAGAAGCCCGGGCCGGUUCUGCGCUGACACACUGUCACGAUAUGUGCAAUACCUCAAUAAACUCUGAACAGCA